Messenger RNA from Parnassius apollo (apollo), 1707 nucleotides. Lineage: Eukaryota; Metazoa; Arthropoda; Insecta; Lepidoptera; Papilionidae. The record is from the annotation of a GenBank genome assembly.
AUGUCUCCUCAAACAAGACGCAAAACAGUAACAAAAUUAAAUGUUUGCAAAAACUGUCUUUUUAGUCACCAAGGUAAAGCAUGCAUUUCCGAGAAGCGGUGUCGUGAAUGCAACGAUAAUCAUUACACCUUGUUACAUGACGCCUUCAGGCCAUAUUCAAACAAGCCACAAAACAAUGCGAAUAUCAAAAACAAGUCGUCGAUGUCGUCAGAAGCGGAAAAUAAUCGCGUCAGCACAAGUAACUCGAAUGUUACUCAACAAAACAACGAUAUGACGGAAAUUUUAUUAGCGACAGUGAUGCUCAAAGUGCAGGCUGCAGAUGGUAUUUAUAAAAUCAUGCGCACCCUUAUUGAUCAGGGUUCACAAGUCUCGAUAAUAUCUGAGAAUGCAGCCCAGCGACUAGCACUUCCUAGACGAAACUGUAAAGGUGCAAACAGCAAAAGCAUUUUUGGAGUUGGUGUUAAACCUAGUAGCUGUAAAGGAGUACUUGACUUAACAUGCUCAUCAAUGGACGACUACUACGUCUUUGACACAAUAUCCACUACCCCAUAUCUUCCCGUGGGUGUCGUAAGAGGCGACAGAGGGAGACAGGCAGGAGAUGGGCAGCAGCAUCUUCCUGAUAACAGCAACUGUACGACAAAAAAAACUGCGGUUGCCAACCCGCUCGCCAAGCGUGGCAACUAUGGCAAUAUACCCCCCAUGAACAAUUACACAAAUAGACGGCCCCCAGUCCCCGGCGGCCCCGCUAUUCCUGGCUACGGUGGCGACCAUGGUAACGGCGGGGCAGGGGGUGCUAAGAAUCUCCGGUGGAGGUUCGGUUGCCACCUACGACGACUCGACCUGGCAACAUUUAACGCACGCACACUGAGGACUGACGAGAAGAUCCUGGAGCUGGAAGAAGAGAUAGACAAGUUGCGCUGGAGUAUUAUAGGAUUAUCCGAGGUCCGAAGAGAGGGGGAGGACACGGUGAUUCUCGAAUCCGGCAACUUGUUCUAUCACCGGGAGGGCGACCAUCUGUCCCAAGGAGGUGUCGGAUUUAUCGUCCACAAGUCUCUCGUCAACAACGUUGUACAGAUUGAGAGUGUGUCGACGAGGGUCGCGUACCUGAUAUUCAGAAUCACCAAACGGUAUUCGCUGAAGAUCAUACAGGUUUACGCACCAACGUCGGCACAUUCCGAUGAGGAGGUGGAGGAAAUGUAUGAGGAUAUUUCCAAAGCCAUACAUUCCUCCAAAACCCACUACACGGUGUUGAUGGGAGACUUCAACGCAAAACUAGGCACAAGAGAAAGCGGUGAGCUGAAGUUAGGGAAAUUUGGAGUAGGGCAACGGAACCGAAGGGGCCAGCAGCUGGCCGACUUUAUGGAGAAAGAGGGACUCUUUAUGAUGAACUCUUUCUUCCAGAAGCGGCCCCACAGGAAGUGGACCUGGUCGAGCCCCGACGGUUCGACAAAAAAUGAGAUUGACUUCAUUAUGACGACCAGACGCCAACUGUUCAGUGAUGUCUCAGUGAUCGCAAGGGUGAAAACUGGCAGCGAUCACCGAAUGGUUAGAGGCACACUGAACCUAAACGUUAAGUUGGAGAGGUCUCGUCUAAUGAAGUCAACGCUCCGUCCCCCCUCGUGCUCUGAUCCAAAAUCCCGAAAACUUUCAGCUCGAGUUACACAACCGCUUUCAGUGCCUACAAGAUUGCAAUGCAGUGGACGAUAA